AUGCUGCCUUCCUCCCGGACCCAGCUGGGGCUCUUCUUCAUCCUCCUCUGCCCUGCCAACAUCAUCGGGCUCUGGUGGGCAGUGGGGAGCCCCCUGGUCAUGGACCCCAACAGCAUCUGCCGUAAGACGAAGCGGCUGGCAGGGAAGCAGGCGGAGCUGUGCCAGUUAGAGCCGGAGAUCGUGCAGGAGGUGGCCAAGGGCACCAAGCUGGGCGUCCGGGAGUGCCAGUACCAAUUCCGUUUCCGCCGCUGGAACUGCACCAGCCACAGCAAGUACUUCGGCAAGAUCCUGCAGCAGGAUAUCCGGGAGACAGCCUUCGUGUACGCCAUCACGGCGGCCGGGGUGAGCCACGCCAUCACACAGGCCUGCAGCAUGGGUGAGCUGCUGCAGUGUGGCUGCGAGCUGACGCGGAGCCGGGCUCCCCCCUCACCCACGGCGGGUCCGGGCACUGAGGGCACGGCCUGGGAGUGGGGGGGCUGCGGGGACGACGUGCAGUUCGGCUACGAGAAAUCCCAGCAGUUCAUGGAUGCCAAGAGCAAGAAAGGCAAAAAUGAUAUCCGAGCUCUCAUCGACCUGCACAACAACGAAGCUGGGCGCUUGGCGGUGCGCAGCUACAUGCGGACAGAGUGCAAAUGCCACGGGCUGUCAGGCUCCUGCACCCUGCGGACCUGCUGGCGGAAGAUGCCCCAUUUCCGUGAGGUGGGGGACCGCCUGCUCGAGCGCUUCAAUGGGGCUUUCAAGGUGAUGGGGGGCAACGACGGGAAAACCCUUAUCCCUGUGGGUGACAACAUCAAACCGCCGGACAAGCAGGACCUCAUCUACUCAGCCGACUCACCCGAUUUCUGCUCGGCUAACCGUAAGACGGGCUCGCUGGGCACCCGGGGCCGCAUCUGCAACAGCACAGCCAUGGACACAAGCGGGUGUGACCUGCUGUGCUGUGGGCGAGGGCACCGGGACGAGACGGUGGUGCUGGAGGAGAACUGCCUUUGCCGCUUUCACUGGUGCUGUGUGGUGCAGUGCCGCAAGUGCUCCGUCCGUCAGGAGCUCAGCCUCUGCGUCUGA
Grus americana (Whooping crane) is the source of this 1062-nucleotide messenger RNA. RefSeq names its product Wnt family member 6 (gene WNT6). NCBI's taxonomy places the organism in Eukaryota, Metazoa, Chordata, Aves, Gruiformes, Gruidae. The record is from RefSeq and is a predicted model, not a curated record. The transcript has 4 exons. Gene Ontology annotation, molecular function: frizzled binding; cytokine activity. Gene Ontology annotation, biological process: canonical Wnt signaling pathway; multicellular organism development; cell fate commitment. Bases 1 to 1062 code for a protein of 353 amino acids. Gene Ontology annotation, cellular component: extracellular region.